Molecule: messenger RNA, 1410 nt
Organism: Acanthosepion pharaonis
Lineage: Eukaryota; Metazoa; Mollusca; Cephalopoda; Sepiida; Sepiidae
Source: the annotation of a GenBank genome assembly
AUGCUAUCUGUUAUGGCAGCUGCAAAUUCUUCUGCAAAGGAAUCCAAGAACCAGAAUGCCCAGAGGAAAGAAGUUCCUAAAAAGAAGUCAAAAGGCUCCAAAUCCUCAAAGAAGCCUGGCAUCUGUUCAGUAUUCUGUAAAUAUUUUUUACUCACCCUCCUUCUCUUGUCUGGCCUUGGAACCAUGUUGUAUUUUGUGAACAAUGAUGUACAGGAAGUUGUUGACAUUUAUAUUCAACAUGCAAAAGAUGCAGAUCUGGGUAACCUGAAAGGAAUUUUUGAAAAUUUCCCAUCAAUUUUAUCUGAUGAAUCACAGGAAUCAGUUGAAGAGAAAAAAGAAUCUUAUCCAAUGGAAAAUGAUUUUGUUGAUGAUGAUGAAGGAGAACUCCGGGGAAAUCUACCACCACCUGUCACGGAAACAAAGCCUGCAGUUGAGGAGAAACCUGUAGAGGCAGCAGCAGUUGUAACUGAUGCAAAAGAAUCGGAAACCAAAGCAGCUGAACAUGUAGAAAAACCAGUGAUUGAGGAGCCAGUAACACCAGUAAUAGAAGAGACUGUGGUUCCUGUAGCUGAAGAACUAAAAGUAAAGGAGUCACAUCUCCCUGUAGCUGAAGAACCUGAGAUACAGGAACAUGAUGUUCCAGUGGUUGAGGAACCCAAGACACUUGUGGCUGAAGAGCAGGAUACCCCGAUGGUUGGGGAACCUGAAGAACUGAAGCCUCAGGAACCUGAAGUCCCUGUGGCCAAGGAUAUGGUAGCAGAUGAGCCAAAGGCUCAGGAGCCGGAAACUCCCAUGACUGAAGAGCCAAGGGCCCAAGAGCCUGAAACUCCCAAAGAGCCAAGAGCGCAGGAAGCUGAGGCUCUCAAAGUCGAUGAGCCACAGAUCCAGGAAUCUGAAGCUCCUGAGCCUGAUGAGCCACGGGCACAGGAAGCUGAAGCUCCUGAGCCUGACGAGCCGCUGCCCCAGGAAGCUGAAGCUCCUGAGCCUGACGAGCCGCUGCCCCAGGAAGCUGAAGCUCCUGAGCCUGAUGAGCCGCUGCCCCAGGAAGCUGAAGCUCCUGAGCCUGACGAGCCGCAGGCCCAGGAAGCUGAAGCUCCUGAGCCUGACGAGCUGCGGCCCCAGGAAGCUGAAGCUCCUGAGCCUGACGAGCAGCGGCCCCAGGAAGCUGAAGCUCCUGAGCCUGACGAGCCGCGGCCCCAGGAAGCUGAAGCUCCUGAGCCUGACAAGCUGCGGGCCCAGGAAGCCGAAGAUCCUGAGGCUGACGAGCCGCUGGCCCAGGAAGCCGAAGAUCCUGAGGCUGACGAGCUGCAGCCCAGGAAGCAGAAGCUCCUGAGGCUGACGAGCAGCUGGCACAAGAAGCUGAAGUUCCUGAGGCCCAGGAAGCCAAAACUCCCAAGGCUGAUGAGUUGA